Messenger RNA from Aspergillus fijiensis CBS 313.89, 816 nucleotides. RefSeq lists its product as uncharacterized. Lineage: Eukaryota; Fungi; Ascomycota; Eurotiomycetes; Eurotiales; Aspergillaceae. The record is from RefSeq and is a predicted model, not a curated record. Bases 1 to 816 code for a protein of 271 amino acids. The transcript has a single exon.
AUGUCUGCAGCACUUAUCGCUUCUCCGACCUCGCCGUCGACGGACAGCAUCGUAACACCUUCGACAUCGGCCAAAUCUUCAGCAACAAGCACCCCACUGAUCAAGACUGCCUUGCCGGUGCCAAGCACCCUCGCUGUAGCAGCCAAACCUCCGGUGUUGACCACUCCUUCGUCCACGAGCGCCCCAUUAAUCAAGACGACUACUCAACUGCCGAGCGCAUCUGAAAUCGCCCCCAAGCCAAGCGUGAUCGCUCCUACCAACAGCUCACUCGCCAAGGCCCCCGCAACAGGAUCCAGUACCUUUGCGGUAGUCGCCAAGCCCGCGGCGACGACGACUUCGUCAGCGACCAGCGUCCCACUAAUCAAGUCCAUCCUCUCCAGCACAACUCCAAUAGCCAAGCCGAACGUGGCUACUCAUACCACCAGUACGGCAUUGAUCAAAACCACCGUUUUAGCCUCGAGCACGCUUGCCAUGAUCCCCAGACCUGCCGUCUCUCCGCAAACAGAACCCUCCAGCUCGUUGGAAGAUUCCUUUGCAAUCGCCGACUGGGAGGUAAUCACGACGUGGUCGCCGCCGUCUAGCACCUCAUCUGCCGAACCGGCUUCGUCCACAACAAUCGUCUACGUCGAACAAGCAAUUAUUGUCCUUGUGGAUGAUCAAGGCGUCCCGAUCGAGACGCAGACUGGCUCUUUGGAAACCGUCUCGAAGACCACGACCACUCCCAGUGGCGGCGCUACGUCCAGCCGACCCCCUUCGAAGCGCGGUUGGUAUCAUAACCAUCCCCACAGGCAUUACCGCCACGGACACUCCCAUUGA